This is a messenger RNA of Ilex paraguariensis (yerba mate), 237 nucleotides long. The record is from the annotation of a GenBank genome assembly. Lineage: Eukaryota; Viridiplantae; Streptophyta; Magnoliopsida; Aquifoliales; Aquifoliaceae.
GCUGCUGAGAAAAAUGUAGUGCUAGGCGACAAUGGCUUACAGCUGCAGAGCAGAUGGAAUAAAUUGUUCAGGGCUUUUGAAGUAGAUAGAAGAGAGAGAAUAGUGAGGAGAGGGAAUGGUGAUGAUAGAGAAUUACCUAGUUUAAUUCGACCGCGAGCAGAAAGGACGACGCAGGCGGCGGCGGCGGCGGCUGCUGCACGGCGGGGGGUUUACCUGAAAGAAGUGGGAAAGAGAGAG